Molecule: messenger RNA, 12695 nt
Organism: Loxodonta africana (African savanna elephant)
Lineage: Eukaryota; Metazoa; Chordata; Mammalia; Proboscidea; Elephantidae
Gene: ANKRD35
Product: ankyrin repeat domain 35
Exons: 13
Coding region: 6179-9277 (1032 amino acids)
Molecular function (GO): protein binding
Source: RefSeq, a predicted model, not a curated record
GGCGGGGUCCGCUCUGCUCUUGACAGCUGUUUCUUGCACAGCCCCAGCUGAGUCCCGUGGAUUUGGGAACCUGUGACCCGCUCUCCGCGCGUCCCCGUCCCCCCGUGGCCCUGGCUCCGGCCAUGAAGCGCAUCUUCUCCUGCUCCAGCUCACAGGUGGCGGUAGGUGCCAAAAUGUUUGGAGGGAUGGGAAUGGGGCUCAGAUGAGAGCCAUGUGGUGACCGAAGUCCUCAUCUCCAUACACGAUCGCCUUUUCUCUUUAUUGGUCUUUCCAGCUCUCCCGCUCCCGCAAUGCAGCCGGCCAGCUCUGCCUUCUUCGAGAUCCUGCUCCCUAGCCUCUGACUUGCCUCCUAACCCCUCGCCCUCUCUAAAGCCCUUUCCCUCAGCCCCUUCUUGUCCUCCCAACCCCUACACUUCCAACUUCUGGUAUGUUUCCUGCAUCCCCUGCCUCCUCCUGAAGGCUUGUCCCCUAGUUCUGUUCUGUCUCCCAGUACUGAACCACCCCCAGCAUCUGUCUCAUGGCCAGCGCUAAGUCCUGCCCUCCUCUACAGCCCCAUCUUCCAGUCUUGCCCUUUUACCACAAUCCUGUGCUUCCAUAUGACCCUAUCCUUGUUGUUCUCUGUCAGCCCAACAAGUAUUCCCAGCCCUUUGCCUUUCCCUAGUUCUUCACAGAGCCUUCUCUGUCCUUGCCCCCUUCCCACCCCAUGGCACUUCCACUCCCAUUCUCUCACUAGCACUGCUGGCCCUCAGACAUCGCUCCACAGCUCUUUCCAACUGGUGAUCCCAUAAUAGCAGGCUUCUCCUGUUUUCCCCUCUGACCUCUGCCCUGCUCUGUCCAAUGGUCACCCAAUCUCCCUUGCUCCCUUUUGCUGGGACUUCCUUCUGCCUGCACUCUUUGGGUUAAUCUUGCAGUCUGGCCAGCCUGACAGGCACUGCCAGAGGACGCACAGUUGCCUGGCCGCUCCCCAAGGAACUGGGUGAGUUGCCUGCAGAAUCCACCCCAGCCAGUUUACUGCGGUGUCUGAUCAUCAGACUGGUUCUUGGGCCACUCAAGGCCUUCUGUCUGCUUCUUCUCAGAACCUUCCGUCACCCUAAACCCUCACUGAGAUGUUUAGGGCUUGUGCUCUAUGCUCCUUUGACUGAGCUGGGGAAAGGUGAUGGUGAGAGGUGAAGAGGAUAGGGUAGACUCACUAUGGGGGUUCCCAGCAGAAGUCACUCUACUCCCCAUGCUCUCCCAGAACAAAAUGCCAAGAAGAGGUUUACAGAAGGGGGUGGCUAAGGGAGGGUGCAAAUUCUCCUUCUCUGAAGAGCUCUUACAGAGAGACCCCCCCAUCUGGGGAUGUAGUUUUCUGUGGAGAUUGGGAUUAUGGCUCAUUUACGAAUGAAUUAGCCAGCUACCUCUAGCAGUAAUGCUUAGUGUAACCUGACUUAGUGGUGUCAUUCAUAAGCAAACAUGAAAAAUGCUCACUUAGCUCACUCUGCAUGGGCAGACCACAGAAGCCUGGAAGUGAGCUAUGAGGCAAGAGUAGGUGCUCUGUUGAGGCCUGUCUGUGGCCCAUUUACAUUUGCUUCUUUCUCCAUGUAGUUUCCACACAUUGAUGAACCAGUUAGGAGGCAUUCACUGAAUGACUACGAGAGGUACCAGAAGCUGAGAGUAUUCUUACCUCGUAACAACUUUCUUACUCAUGUGGACUCUUCUCUAGUUUCUGAAAGUCCUCUACAUUGCCCUUUGCUUUCAGGAGAUUGUGGAGCCUGCCAGUUCCUUAGGAAUGGGGAAACUAUUCUAUUCCUCCCGAUUUUCCAAUCUAUGGGCUGUAGGGUUUCCUCACUCACGCUGGGAUCACAGAAAGCUUGAAAUAGGCCAUUUUCAGUUGCAAAUUGUUACCUCAUGAAGCUUCCCCACACUGCAGGUUACAAAUUCUUCCGUCCCUUGGGUGGUCAACCACCCGGGGACUAUUUGUCAAGGAAAUAGAGUGACAGCCUUCCUGUCCACUCCCAAAGUCUGAUGCCCGAAGAUUACAUCUCCCCAUCCCCACUCCCACCCUGGGUCCAGAGCCCUGCACCCUCAAUCUGAAAUAAGGACUGAGAAAGCAGUGAUCAUUUUAAAAUCCAUCUGUUAUCCACAGUAUAGGAAGUUCAACCGACAAGUAAGCAAAAACCAGCUCCUAUAAUCUCAUUUGGAAAUCCUGGUGGCGUAGUGGUUAAGAGUUUGGCUGCUAACAUAAAGGUUGGCAGUUCAAAUCCAUGAGGCACUCCUUGGAAUCCCUAUGGGGCAGUUCUACUCUGUCCUAUAGGGUCACUAUGAGUUGGAAUUGACUCAAUGACAACGGGUUAUAAUCUUAUUUUAUUUUAGUCAGUUAAAAGAUGCUUUUGACAUCUCCUGUCCGGUGUGGAGAUGGGAGGGUAGAGAGGGUUAGAAACUGGCAAAACGGUCACGAAAGGAGAGACUGGAAGGAGGGAGCGGGCUGACUUAUUAGGCGGAGAGUAAAUGGGAGUAUGUAGUAAAGUGUAUAUAAGUUUAUAUGUGAGAGACUGACUUGAUCUGUAAACUUUCACUUAAAGCACAAUAAAAAUUAUUAAAAAAAAAAAAAGAUGCCUUUGAGGGUGUCGCACAUAUUAGCUUACUCUGCCUAUGUAGGAAAUAGAGCAGAAAAUCACUUCAGAUGGUUGAUACUGGACCAGCUUAGAGAAAUAUUUACUGCAUUUAAAAACAACUGAAAGGUCCUGGUUCCUUCAGGGUGGCCUUUCUAUUUUCAUUCAUCUAUCUGGUAGCUACUCUUUCUCUACUCAUCCAUCUUAGUAGGAUGCUAAUAGGCACAUAGCUAGAGAUAAGGGAAGGAACCCUGGUGGUGCAGUGGUUAAAGUGCUUGGCUGCUAACUGAAAGCUAGGCACCAACUAUUCUGCAGGAGAAAGAGGUAGCAGUCUGCUUCCAGAAAGAUUACAGCCUUGGAAACCCUAUGAGGCAAUUCUGCUCUGCCCUUUAGGGUCAUUAUAACUAUGACAAUGGGGUUCAGUUUGGUAACUGCAGUUUCUCUACUCAUCCAUUGAUAGCAUGCUAAUAAGGAGAGGGUACAAUUACUUCUACAAUGGCCCCCUAAUCUUGACUAGAGAAAUGCAAAGCUUGUUUUUGAGCCUGCUGAUUGAUUUGCUGAUUGCUCCCUUGAGGCUGUGAUGGUAAUCCAGUGUCUCCUUUCCAAGCAGCUGGGGUGAGCCAUGGGCUGGAUCUUGGAAUUUGGGACCAUCCCUCUGCCCUUCAUCCCAUCUCUGAAGAGAUUUGGCUAUUUCCACCCAUUCUAAACUCUUUUUAGUGUAAUGAGAUUACAGAAAGUAAAUUGAGUGGAUUAUCUGUUGGCUGGUAUGAACAAGAUCCCUUCCUUCCACUCCUCUGGCUGGGGAAUUCUGAGCUUGGAAACAUCCAAAAUGUGUCCAGUAAUGCCAGAAAGGAUGACGAUUGGAGGUAACAUUUAUUGUCACCUACUAUGUGAAGACACUGCUAGGUGCUUUAUGCGGUGUUACAUCAUUAAGAAACACAUUCAGAGAAGUUGUUACCCACCACCGUGGAGUCUAUUCUGAUACAGAGUAGAACAGCCUCAUAGGGCUUCCCAGGCUGUAAUCUUUGCAGAAGCAGACUGCCACUUCUUUCUUCCUCAAAGUAGCUGUUUGUUUCAGCUGCCAACCUUUCUGUUAGUAGCCAAGUGCUUAACCACUGUACCACCAGGGCUCCUUAGAGAAGACGUUGCUUGCCCAAAUUCACAGAGAUGGAAAGUGUUAGAGCCAGGAUUUUAAACAAAGAACUUCAGGUUGAGUCAGCUGACAGCUGUGCCAUGAGGCAGAAGUAUAUAGUUCUAGCUGUCUGCUUUUUCUGGGGCGAACUGACCCCCAAGGGUGUUGAAUAAUGUGCUCUUACAUCUCAGAGUCUGUCGGAUUGUGAAGAAGUCAUUUUGCUUAUUUUCUCCUUCAAGAAUUAAUCUGUUUUGGAGACUGUUCUCCAGGCAAGGAGUAGUGUCGGGUGGCUUUGCCCUGAAGACAGUCUUAGAUUGUGUAUCUAGAAAUUAACAAACUUUCUUCCAUAUCUCUGUAGUUGCUGUUGUUGGUUGUUGGUGCCAUCCAGUCAGUUCUAACUCAUAGUGACCCCACGCAUGACAGAACAAAACACUGCCUGGUCCUGAGCCAUCCUCACAAUAGUUGUUAUGCUUGAGCCCAUUGUUGCAGCCACUGUGUCAAUCCAUCUUUUUGAGGGUCUUCCUCUUUUUCGCUGACCCUCCACUUUACCAAGCAUGAUGUCCUUCUCCAGGGACUGAUCGCUCCUGAUAACAUGUCCAAAGUAUGUGAGGCAAAGUCUCGCCAUCCUUGCCCCUAAGGAGCGUUCUGGUUGUAGUUCUUCCAAGACAGAUAUAUUUGUUCUUUUGGCAGUCCAUGGUAUAUUCAAUAGUAGGUGGUUCUGCCCUGAAGUCAGUCUUAGACUGUUCAUCUAGAAAUGAACAAACUUUCUUCCAUAGCUCUGUAGUAGUGUAGUCUAAAGGUGAGAAACUAGGAUUGAGGUAUCAGGUAACCUGGGUUUUAAUCCCAAUUUUACCACUAUUUUGUAGUAUGACCCUGGACAGGUAUCUAACCUCAAUGUGCUUCAACAUCUGUCUAAUAGGUAUAAUAAUAUCAGUUCUAACUACUUUCUAGGGAUGUUGAGAGGCUAAUUGAAAUAGCACUUGAAAGAGUUAUCUGGAAUUAGAAGUGCUGUAUAUGAGUAUGACGUCAGAAUCCAUCUAGCUUGGAUAAGUUUAUGGUUCGUGCUUUUAAAGCCUUUCCUGUUGUUGAUGAAUAAUUUGCCCAGGUUAUAUAAACAGUAUUUGAAAAUGUGUUAUUGGGCUUCCAUAGACCCUACUUUUGCCCACCUCCUCCCGUGUCCUCUUUCUUGUUGAGAUGACACCUCAUAAGAUGCACUGUGUGCCACCAAUCCCCCACCACUUCCUGUUUUGUUAUACAGAUGCCAUACAUUUGCACGGCUCUUUACAGUUUACAAAGAGAUUUUAUAUACAUUAGUUCAUUAACACAACAUGAUGAAGUAGUUAUUAUUACCCACAUUUUAUAGAUGAGGAAAUAGACUAGAGGUGUUUUAGUGGUUUACUCUAGGUCAUAGCUGAGAAAGUAGCUCAACCAGGCUCUGAACCCAGGCCAGCUGACAAAAUAUUCAGCUAGGACCCUUUUACCCUACCACAGAUCUUUACAUCUCUUCUUCCUCUAUUUUCUCCUCUCUGGGCUGAACCAGGCUUUCCUAUGCUUUUAGCCCUGGGUGUUUUUACACAGCUCUCUCUUUCAAGCCCUGUGAUACUUCAAUUAUUCUAAUUACCCCACCACCCACGAAACUCAAGCUAGAAUGAUAGAACAAUGCAGCCCAGGUGUGGCUGUUAUCUGGGACAGCUGUUCUCAGCCAGGGAAACUAGGAAGGAUGGGAGGGGAGAGAGGAGAAAGGAGAAAGAAAGCUGCCUCUUGCUGACUCCUCAAGAAUAGCUAGAGUCCAAUCUUUGCUUUCUGGUAGUUGUUGUCAUGGAAGGGAAAGGGAGACUAGCUAAAGGGCAUAGAUUUAAAAAAAAAAAAAAAAAAAGGGCAUAGAUAGGAGAUAGAAAAACAGAAACUCUGUACUUCCCCUCCCAGUUCUGGACCCAAAGCCAACAGGUAGAGGUGGUAUACCUAAGUUUAGACUCCUGGCUGUAACUUGAAACUAGGUGCUUUGAUUUACCUCCCAAAUUGUUCUUAUUGCUACGUGCCAUCUAAUCAAUUUUGACUCAUAGUGACCCCAUGAGACAGAGUUGAACUGCCCUAUAGGGUUUUCCAGGCUGCGAUAACUGAGGGCAAAAAACAGCAGCACGGGAGGUGAGAGACAAUGAGAACCCAACCAGAGUGGCCAGGUUGGUUCCAUUUGCUCCGGGAGACAUAAAGAGCAAAAGGAAAAGGGGUCAUGAUUCGGAUUGCUCUGACGAUGGGCAUCUAACAACACCAAUAAUCAUAAUAGUGAUAAAAAGAAACUUGAAGUACUAUGCAUUCAGCACUCAUAAAUGAGUUUUAAUUUGGUCAUCCAGGUACCUUUUUUGGCCCCAGGCCAGCCCAGGGCUGACAAUAGUUCUUGGUGACCUAUGAGUUGGUGACUAUUUAGCUGGUCCACCUAAGAAGGACUAAAUGAUCUAUGGUGAGUGACUUGUGGAACACUGAAAGGAUGUCAGGAUGUCUCUUUUCCUUUGCUUGGCAUCCUGACCAUCUCCCUCUUUUCUUUCUCCACACUACCCUCAUCCCCCAUAUUAUACAAUUUGUUGUUCUGGGCCAGGUGGAGAGAUGGAACCGCCAUGAUCAGAAGCUGCUGGAGGCAGUGCAGCGGGGGGACGUGGGGCGCGUGGCUGCCCUGGCCUCCAGGAAGUCAGCCCGACCCACCAAGCUAGACUCGAAUGGCCAGUCCCCGUUUCAUCUGGCGGCCUCCAAAGGCCUGACGGAGUGUCUGACUAUACUGCUUGCAAAUGGGGCUGAUAUCAACAGCAAGAAUGAGGACGGAAGCACCGCCCUGCACUUGGCCACCAUCUCCUGCCAGCCACAGUGUGUCAAGGUCCUGCUGCAGCAUGGUGCCAAUGAAGAUGCCGUGGAUGCAGAAAACCGUAGUCCAUUGCACUGGGCAGCCUCCUCUGGUUGUGCCUCAAGCGUACUCCUGCUAUGUGACCACGAAGCCUUCCUGGAUGUCCUGGAUAAUGGUGGACGGACACCUCUGAUGAUCGCAUCUCUGGGUGGUCAUGCAGCUAUCUGCUCCCAACUGCUGCAGAGAGGUGCCCGAGUUAAUGUCACAGACAAGGAUGACAAAUCGGCUCUGAUCCUGGCCUGUGAGAAAGGCAGCGCCGAAGUGGCUGAGCUGCUCCUGAGCCAUGGAGCAGAUGUGGGGGCAGUAGACAGCACAGGGCAUGAUGCCUUGCAUUAUGCUCUGCGCACACAGGACAAGGCACUGUGGAAGCUGCUACAGCUGGCCAUGAACAGGCGGCGGCAGGGAGGUCAGGGGCUAGUUCAACACCUAGAUCUUGCAACCCGGGUCUCUCCAUCUGAGCCCCAGGUGGGCUCUCCACCUAAAAGCGCAUGGAGAGCAGAGCCCGAGGAAGAGCAGGAGGAAGAGGAAGAUGAAGAUCCAUGUUCAGAGGAGUGGAGGUGGAAGUAUGAAGAGCAGCAGAGGAAAGUCUCUCAGUUGGAGCAGGAGCUGGUGCAAAAGACAGAAGAGUGUAAGGCUCAAGCUGCAGCCUACCUGGGUCUGGAGAACCAGAUUCAAGAGCAGGUGCAGGAACUGGGGCUCCUCCUAUCUCAAGAGCCUGGAACCCCAGGAGGGCAAGGCUCUAGUCUCCGGCCUGGCGGGGAUGGCAUGGAGCAGGGUUGUCCCGUAGACCUACUGGCCGAGCGCAUACAAGAGCUAAAGAAGCAACAGCAGGUAGCUACAGCAAACCCAACAUUAACUCCCAAGAAGGCCCAGGAUUCAGCCCCAGGAGAUAUCCAGUAUGAAGCCCAUGGAAGAUCUCAUCCAGAAGAACAGGGGCCACCAAGGUCUGAGACCAUUGGGAGGGCCACUGGACAGCAAGUAACCAUUAGUGGGGGACAGGCCCUUGAUCUCAGUCAGACUGAUCAAAGGUGUGCUGGGCAGAAGGAGAGACCUCAGGCCCCAGGGGCUGAGCCAGGAGGCACAGUGGCGGAACCAGUGGGCCCAGCAGCCAUGCACCAGCUCCUGCUACAACUAAGGGAAGAGCUGGCUGCCGUGUGGCGAGAAAAGGAUGCCGCCCGGGGGGCUUUGUCAAGACCAGUCCUGGAGGGAGCCCUGGGGACUCCCCAGGCUGAAGCUGCAGCAGCUGCCUGGGAGAAGAUGGAGGCCCGGUUGGAGCAGGUGCUGGUGAGGCUGGAUAAAGCAAAGGCAGGACUACAGGUGAAGCCGGAAGCUCCUGCCCAGGAGCCCAGAGAUGGAGCGCCAAAGGCAACCCCAGGGACCAUCACCAAAGAGUAUGAAGGGAAGGAGAAAAAAGCCCCUGGGGCCAGGGGAGAACCUCUAGGAGCCCCUGGAGUGGAGCAGGCCCCAGGAGGAGGUCUGCCAAAGUGUCAGCUGGAGAAGGAGGUGUCAGCACUGCGCCUGAGCAACAGUAACUUGCUGGGGGAACUGGGGGAGCUGGGGCGGGAGCGGCAGCGGUUGCAGGGCGAGCUGCAGUCCCUGAACAAGCGACUACAGCGAGAGUUUGUGCCCAAGCCAGAGGCACAGGUCCAGCUACUGCAGUUGCAGCGGAGUGUGGGGCUGCUCACGGAUGAACUGGCCGUGGAGAAGGAGGCCACAGAGAAGCUGCGGCAACGGCUGGCCUCCCAGAGCAGUGGCCUCCGAGGGCUGUGGAACUGCCUGCCCCCAGACAUAGUGGGCAAGGAGGGUGCUCAGAGCACAGCAGCCGACCCCCUGGGGGAGCUGCAGGCCUACAUCAGAACCCUGGUGGAUAGGCACCGGGAGGCCCAGCAGGUGCUGGCUCUUCUGGAGGAGGAAAACCAGCAGCUGCGGAAGACCCCGGCCCCACGUGGGGAACCAGAGACCUCCUCAAAGGUCCCAGCAUCCCCCCAAGUGGCCGCUCUGGAGCAAGACCUGGGGAAGCUGGAGGAGGAGCUGCGGGCCGUUCAGGCCACGAUGAGUGGGAAGAGCCAGGAGAUCGGGAAGCUGAAGCAGCUACUCUACCAGGCCACCGAGGAAGUGGCCGAGCUGAGGGCGCGGGAGGCGGCCAGCCUGCGGCAGCACGAGAAGACUCGAGGCUCACUAGUGGCCCAGGCUCAGGCUUGGGGCCAGGAGCUGAAGGCCCUGCUGGAAAAGUAUAACACGGCCUGCCGGGAAAUGGCUAGGCUCCGGGAGGCUGUGGCCGAGGAGCGCCGCAGGAACGGGGACCUGAUUGCGCGGGCUGCUGAGCAGGAGCGCCAGGCCGGCGAGAUGCGCGGGCGCUCGGAGCAGUUUGAGAAGACGGCAGAGCUGCUGAAGGAGAAGAUGGAGCAUCUCAUCGGGGCCUGCCGGGACAAGGAGGCCAAGAUCAAGGAAUUGUUGAAGAAACUGGAGAAACUUUCAGAGGAGGUCCUAGCAGUUCGGGGAGAAAAUGCUCGCCUUGCCCUACAGCUGCAGGAUUCUCAGAAGAACCACGAAGAGAUCAUCUCCACCUAUAGGAAUCAUUUGCUGAAUGCUGCUCGGGGUUACAUGGAACAGGAUGUGUAUAAUAUCCUACUGCGAAUUCUCAGCAUGCAGGAGGAGUAAGGGAACAAGAGCAUCCGUGGUUGCCAGAGGCUCCUCAGGCUGUGGUGGGUGGUAGGAUGGCCACUAGCGAUGGUAUGGGACCUGACAUUAAGGAGACUGGACCUGAGAACCUGGACUCUGGAAUCAGCAUGGAUGGGACCAGAGCAGAUGGGGAUGGAAGACCUUUGGAAAAUAAAGCAGGAGGCAGGAUGAUGUUGGGCAUCAUUGUUUUGUUUUGUCUUGAGAGGAGGGGCAGGAAGGAACCUUUUUCUUUCUUCUUUUUUUUUUAAAUCACAAAUGGUCCCAUAAGUCAGCAGUUUUCAAACUGUGAUUAUGAUCCAUAGUAAAAUACAUUUUACAUCCUAGGUACACAUAUCUGAAAUAAUUAUUAUUUCUAUUCUAUUCUACAAAAAAAAUGUUAAUUUUUUUUUUGUUGUACUGUAGAUGAAGGUUUACAGAACAAACUAGUUUCUCAUUAAACAGUUAGUACACAUAUUGUUUUAUGACAUUGGUUAACCACUCCACGACAUGCGAACACUCUCCCUUCUCAACCUGGGGUUCCGUAUUACCAGCUUUCCCUUCCCCUCCUGCCUUCUAGUCCUUGCCCCUGGGCUGGCGUGCCCCUUUAGUCUUGUUUUGUUUUAUGGGCCUGUCCAAUCUUUGGCAGCAGAGUAAACAUCAAGAGUGACUUCAUUAGUGAGCUGAAAGGGUAUCAUCCAGGGACCAUACUCUCAGGGUUUCUCCAGUCUCUGUCAGGCCAGCAAGUCUGGUCUUUCUUUUUCAGUUAGAUUUUUGUUCUACAUUUUUCUCCAGUUCUGUCUGGGACCCUCUAUUGUGAUCCCUGUCAAAGCAGUCAGUGGUGGCAGCUGGGUACUAUCUAGUUGUACCAGACUCAGUCUGGUGGAGGCUGUGGUAGAUGCGGUCCAUUAGUCCUUUGACUAAUCUUUCCCUUGUAUCUUUAGUUUUCUUCAUUCUCCCUUGCUCCCAAAGGGGUGAGAACAGUGGAGUAUACUAGAUGGCCACUCACAGGCUUUUAAGACCCCAGCGCUACUCACCAAAGCAGAAUGCAGAAUGUUUUCUUUAUAAACUAUGUUAUGCCAGUUGAGCUAGAUGUUCCCCAAGACCAUGGCCCCCACAGCCCUCAGCCCAGCAGUUUGGUCCCUCAGGGAGUUUAGAUGUGUCUGUGGAGCUACCAGGACCUUGCCUUGUACAGGUUGUGCUGGCUUCUCCCAUAUUGCCUGUCUUACCCUUCACCAAAGUUACCACAUAUCUGUUGUCUAUUUAGUGAUGAAGACUUGAAAUACAUAGCCCUCAGUGAAAACGGGGGAUUGAUGCUCUUCCUUUUCUUUUUCAAAUCUUUAUCUUACAGAUACUGAUCUUUUGUCUCGAUCUUGAGACUCCUGGCUCCAUGACCUUUUUUAAGGAGGAGAAAUUGAAAGACCUGGAUUUUCUUUAAGGUGUACAAUCUAAAAUAUUCUGUCAUGCAUCAGACCAUGCGUCUAGAUUCGAGGGUUUAUUUUAUGUGGUUACUGUUCUGUGCCCCAGGUGCAAACGGGGAUGAAAAGUCCGAUUCCUGGGAAAGGGAUGAAGACGAACUCAGUUGGUUUCUUCCCUCCAGUUCUGUUCUCAGACUGAAAAAAUGUAUCUGUCUUGGUCACUUCUGUGGGGUCUCCUCCCCUUCCUGCUCCUCAGCCAGCCAGACUGCUAGGUAAAAGUGAGGCAGUGAGUUCUUCCAAAACCUGGAACAGCAGUUUGUGGCCUACACUCUGGUCCCUCCCAUUCCUUCUCUCAGCCUGCCUUCUGUGGGGUCACGCUGGGUCAGACAGCAGCAGUUUGGCAAAAAAGAUACUAAAUUGCCUCUCGUUACCAACCAACCUUUAGAAGCCUUUCCGGAGCACCAGGCUUAGGUGGAAACUGAGACAGGCAGGGGAAAGAGGGGGCAAGGACUAUGUGAGGUGGUGAGAAAAGAACUUAUUUGUGAAUCGUUUUAUGCUCAGCCUUCAGCUUUGAAAAAUUUUAUACGGGAGAUGCCAAACUAGCUGGGUUGAGAGAAAAAAAGUGGGGGAGCGGCUGCCUUGAAGGCAGGGGCCACACAUGGGCUGCAGGGGCUGGGCUGGCUUCAGGGUUUGGGUAGGAACAGAGCAGAUGAGAUAUGUAGAUCCGGUCCUAGAGAAGGUGCAGGUCAGUUUUGGAGUCUGCAUGGGUGGGCGCAGGGCUGCUUGAAGGCUGGGAGAAUGGAGAGAGCAGGGAUUGAAAGGAGAAGGGGAGAAAGAGAGCAGCUGCCAGAUGAAGAGCAUCACAAAGGUCCGAGGGACUUCUAUUAAGGAGAACAGAACCUCUUUUUUGCCUGCUCUCAGUUACCAGAAAAUAUAGAAGGACUGUUCCAUUCCUCAUUAGUUGGGUGGGAAAAAUGAAAAAAACUGCAGAGAGAAAGGUUCAGAGAGGGGGUAGAUCAUUUGGCUAAUUGUGAGUCAGGAAACUGCUUUGGUAAUGCAAACCAGGCCUUUGGCUCCCUCCCGGGCUCCUGGAAGCUGAUCCAGGAUGGCUGAGUUGUGGGAGUGGUAAGUGAUGUUAACGUUAGCAUAGGAGUGGAACCUUUUCCAUCCGCUGCUCUUUCUGUACAAUCUCCCUCUAUACAGCCCCGUAAACUGUGACCCCAACAACCCCAAGCCCUGGAGUAUUCCUUGACUUUACAAAUCUUUCACAAAGCAAUUCUAACCCUAAUGUUCCUCCCUAUUUCUGCUGGGCAGCCUGUUUAAUGGACUGUAGUAGGGAGGGACUUCACUACUCCUGUAAACCUCCCCCUGGAGCCCCAGGCAUCAGAUGGGAGUGUGUAGGUGAGAGUAGGAAGGCAGGAGGUAAAGCUUGGUGGGCCAUGAUGGGAAUCAUAAUGUCUUUGCCUUCAGCCUGGAACUUGGCCCUGAUUUUCAGUUUCCCCCUCUUUCUCUGUUAAUGUAUUCAUCAGAUAUUUUAAAAGCCUACUAUGUGCCAGGCCCUGGGGAUACAAUGUGAACAGCACAGAAGAAGUGCCUGCCCUCCUGGAACUUGUGUACAGGACCAGAUUCAGCUGCCUUGGUUCCCAGUUUUCUGUUAUUCUGCAGGAAUGCCAAAAUUUAUAACCUCAAAUUCGUUUUUAAAGGAGAUCCCUCCUUCACAAAAUCACUAGGAACCAAGGUGAGAUUGACUUUCUUCUAAUUUUAUACUGACAUACAAUAAACUGCACAUAUCUAAAGUGUAUAGUUUGAUAAAUUUUGACAUAUGUUUAAACUCGUGAAACCAUUACCAUAAUCAAGAUAAUGAAGAUAUCAUAUCCAUCACUACUAAAAUGUCCCCCAUCUCUUUGUAAUCACCUUCCAACCCUUUCUCCCCACAAAUUCUAAAAUUAUUAGAUAAUAAAAACUAAUCCAUAGUAACUUUUGAUCUAGAGGACUGAACUGAA